CUAUCAAUUAUAUCGUACGAGGAUCCUGUUGUACCCGCUGAAUGCGCGCCUUUAAGGUUGGCACCCUUUGAGAAAAAAUACUGUGAAGCUCAUGAUCAAAUUGCUGGCUUUCAUGGAUCAAAAAGGUAUAAUUUUAGUGUGUUUUUGAAGUAUAGAUGUUUAUAG
Molecule: messenger RNA, 165 nt
Organism: Hansenula anomala
Lineage: Eukaryota; Fungi; Ascomycota; Saccharomycetes; Phaffomycetales; Wickerhamomycetaceae
Exons: 1
Source: RefSeq, a predicted model, not a curated record